UCUCGUCUAACUGAGCGUCGUUUAACAGUUGCACAAUACCAAACAACUCAGGACAACAACUCAAGGGUUCCUUUGCUUCCAACGCACCAAAUCCGAAACCUUUGUUCAAUUUGAUUUCCGUUACCUAAAAAUCAAAAGGAAAUUCAAUUGUUUUCUGAAAAAUGUCUGGGGAAGAGGAAGAAAACGCUGCAGAGCUUAAAAUCGGAGACGAGUUUUUGAAGGCAAAGUGCUUGAUGAAUUGUGAAGUUUCAUUGAUUCUUGAGCACAAGUAUGAGCAGCUUCAGCAGACGGCUGAUGAUCCCAUGAAUCAAGUUUCUCAGGUAUUUGAAAAGUCAUUGCAAUAUGUAAAGCGUUUCAGCCGCUAUAAAAAUCCCGAUGCUGUUAGACAAGUACGAGAAAUUCUGGCUAGAUACCAAUUGGCUGAGUUUGAGCUGUGUGUCCUUGGCAAUCUUUGCCCAGAAACUGUGGAGGAAGCUAUUGCUAUGGUGCCAUCUAUCAAGACAAGAGGACGGGCUCAGGAUGAUGAAGCAAUUGAGAAAAUGUUAAAUGACCUCUCCUUGAUUAAGAAAUUUGAAUAAAAGUUUCUUCCAAUUGCCACAAGUGAUGGUUAUUUCUUGGGUGUGGUAUAUGCUAUCUUGUCCAAUGUUGAGAGUGGAGUAAUUUUAUUUAUACUGUAUAACAUAUCACUUCACAGCAAGCAAACCUGUUUUUGUAGUUUCUAUUACAGAAUUCAUCGUUGGAAAUUGUAGCUAGUUUAUUUCGUGAAUUUUAUGAAGGAGGAUUUGACAGAGAUGCCUGCUGCUAUAGGAGAGUGCCUUUGAGGUGUUAAAGAUAAUGAUGUAUAUGUGAUUAUUGUCUUGCUGUCCUAUUUAGAACAUAAAGGUAUAUUAUUAUCCUUUAAAUGGUGACAGGAAUAAAUGA
Messenger RNA from Gastrolobium bilobum, 921 nucleotides. RefSeq names its product DNA-directed RNA polymerase II subunit 4. Gene Ontology annotation, molecular function: translation initiation factor binding; nucleotide binding. The record is from RefSeq and is a predicted model, not a curated record. Lineage: Eukaryota; Viridiplantae; Streptophyta; Magnoliopsida; Fabales; Fabaceae. The coding region runs from base 162 to 578 and encodes 138 amino acids. The transcript has 7 exons. Gene Ontology annotation, biological process: positive regulation of translational initiation; mRNA export from nucleus in response to heat stress; nuclear-transcribed mRNA catabolic process, deadenylation-dependent decay. Gene Ontology annotation, cellular component: P-body; RNA polymerase II, core complex.